AUGCGACGGGUAGUAGUAACAGGCUUAGGGCUUGUAACCCCUCUUGGACUAGGUGUUCGACGAACCUGGAAGCGUCUGAUCGAUAGCCAGUGUGGCAUCGUUUCCAUCAAAGACAGAAGCCCUGAAUUCGCGCUGCUACCGAGCCAAGUCGCUGGUCUGGUUCCUCAGGGUAGCAAAACCGAUGGCAAAUGGAAUACAAAGGAGCAUCUAAGCCACAGCGAUGAACGCCGUAUGGCACGCUUCGCACAGUACGCCAUGGUGGCGUCCGAUGAAGCUCUCAAUGAUGCGGGAUGGUUUUCGAAGGAAGAGGCCGAUCUUGAAGUCACAGGAGUGUACAUGGGAUCUGGUAUCGGCAGUUUAGACGAUGUGUAUGAUACCACAAUUGCUUAUGAGAGAGGCGGUUACCGAAAGGUGUCCCCGCUCUUUGUUCCACGACUGUUGAUCAACCUAGCCGCAGGUCACAUAUCGAUGCGUUAUGGGUUCAAGGGACCGAACCAUGCGGCAACAACAGCAUGUACGACCGGAGCACAUAGCAUCGGAGACGCGUCACGUUUGAUUCAGUUCGGAGAUGCAGAUGUUAUGAUAGCCGGCGGAGCUGAAUCAUGCAUUCAUCCUCUCGCCAUAUCAGGCUUUGCUAGGGCUAGAAGCCUGGCUACUGAGUUCAAUGAACGGCCCAUGGAGUCCAGUCGACCAUUCGACCGAGAACGGGAUGGUUUUGUCAUUGGAGAAGGAGCCGGAGUUGUGGUUCUCGAGGAACUCGAGCACGCAAGGAAGCGAGGUGCGAACAUCUAUGCUGAAGUCGCCGGCUACGGACUGUCCAGCGACGCACACCACAUGACGGCACCUCGCGAAGAUGGCCAAGGUCCACGUCUCGCAAUGAAGCAUGCACUACGACAUGCCGGCCUCAAGCCAAGCGCUGUCGACUACGUGAACGCCCAUGCGACGAGCACCCCACUAGGUGAUGCUGCGGAGAACCGAGCCAUCAAAGAGCUUCUGCUUGGCGAAGACGGAAAGGAUAGAGCUUGUGAAAUCAAUGUGAGCAGUACAAAAGGUGCGGUCGGACAUCUUCUGGGUGCUGCAGGGAGCGUGGAGACAAUUUUCACGAUUCUUGGGAUGCAUCACAACAUCCUACCUCCGACUCUCAAUCUUGAGAAUCCAGGAGAUCCGGCGGUUGACUUUAACUGCAACUACGUCGCCAAUGCUGCUCAACAGCACAGAGUCAAUGUGGCUCUCUCGAAUAGCUUCGGUUUUGGUGGCACCAACGCAUGUCUAUGCUUCCGCAAAAUCUGA
Molecule: messenger RNA, 1290 nt
Organism: Alternaria triticimaculans
Lineage: Eukaryota; Fungi; Ascomycota; Dothideomycetes; Pleosporales; Pleosporaceae
Exons: 8
Coding region: 1-1290 (429 amino acids)
Biological process (GO): fatty acid biosynthetic process
Molecular function (GO): 3-oxoacyl-[acyl-carrier-protein] synthase activity
Source: RefSeq, a predicted model, not a curated record